Molecule: messenger RNA, 714 nt
Organism: Phytophthora sojae
Lineage: Eukaryota; Oomycota; Peronosporomycetes; Peronosporales; Peronosporaceae
Exons: 2
Coding region: 1-375 (124 amino acids)
Molecular function (GO): oxidoreductase activity, acting on the CH-OH group of donors, NAD or NADP as acceptor
Source: RefSeq, a predicted model, not a curated record
AUGGGCAGCAUCACGGACAACGGCUCCGGCGGGUACUACGGCUACAGGGCGAGCAAGACGGCGCUCAACAUGCUGACCAAGAGCCUGGCGGUGGACCUCGAGAAGGAGAAGAUCGGGUGCUUGCUGCUGCACCCGGGGUACGUCAACACGGCCAUGGUGGGCUUCACGGGCUCCGUGUCGUCCGAGGACAGCGUCAAGGGCCUGACCAAGAUCAUCGCCCGCGCCAAGAUCGAGGACUCGGCCAAGAUGUUCCACUUCGAGAAGGGCGACGUCCUGCCCUGGAAAUGCCACGGUGAAACUCCAGUCCAUUUCGAGCUCAACCGCCGCGAUGAUCGCAUUCUAGUGCACUUCCCUAAAUUCGUCACUGAUCCCUAACAUGGCGGCGUUGCCUCCGCUCGCAGGCCAAAGCGAUGAGCUGCGUGACCCUACGCUGGAAGAGCUGUAUACAGGCCCCGCGCGUGCGCUUCCCGAUGAGAUCCAACAGCUUCCCGGUCGCCGACCUCGUUGCUCAGCCGAGAAGAGUUGGGUGCCGUUGCGGUGGGCGUCGGGGGCACGACCUUGUUGUUGUGAACAGUUUCUUGUCGGUGGAAGAUGCCCCAGAACUGCUGCAUGGCCUCCGCCCCCAUGUAGUUGGCCGGCACGGGCGGCUCCGACGACGCGCCGCCUUCCGUGUAGUCGCCGACGGCUCCAUUGACUCCAGCGGGGACGGCGGCC